UUCGACCUAACAGAGCUACUUCCUCUGCUUCUGUAAACACGGCUCAGCCUUUUUGCCUGAAUAAGGCAGUGCUCCUCACUUUUUGCCACCGUUAACCCUUUUAUUUCCCACCCUGUUCACUUGCCCGUUACAUAGUAACGGGCAAGUAAGAGUCGAUUGAGUCGAUUGACUUAUAUUUGUUCUAACAAAAAAGAGAGUUAACAGAGGGAACCCACUCGGACAUCGUCCAGGAUUCAGUGACUUGACCGUGGGGGUCUUAGCUGAGGGUGACAGAGAUGGAUGGACUCUGUCCUCCUCCUUUAUCCUAUUUUGGGUGGUUCAUGUACGCAAUCCCCACUCUCUCUCCAAACAUGCAUCCUUAUGGAGUAGGGAUGUGGAGAGAGGCGUCAGGGCUGAGCUCUCCCAGCUCUCCUCACACAACAGCUUAAAGGAAGAAGGACCAGAGGACCCAACUGAGCUGAACCCAAAAGAACUGCCACAGGACACACCAGCUUUCAUCCUGAUAACAGCCAAAUGAACUCAUCCGACAUGGAGCCAAAGACUGAUGGCGGACCGGCAUCUCUGACUAGGGAAAAACUGGCUGCUGUUGAGGAUGAAGAGGUUCUCAACAAGAUGCUGGACAGCACGACCGAUUUCGAAGAGAGGCGGAUGAUCCGGGCUGCUCUGAGAGAUCUCCUCAAGAGGAAGAGAGAGAAACGGGAACAGGAGCGAGGCUGCAGGCAGCAGGACCUCCGGCAGCAGGGCCUGACCAAAGCAGGAGCAGCAGGUGGAGCCGCCGGCGUGGGGAGAGCGUCCAUGACCCUGCAACCGUCAGCUAACAAGCCGGCAGGCCAGUCGGCCCCAUCGUCCUCCACUCCGCCCAACAGGACAGCAGGCAGCAAGGCCAAUCCCGCCGCAGCUUUAGCCCAGAAAUGUCCUCCGGCUGCAGCACCCAAUGCUAAAAAUGUCAAACAGAUGCUUCUAGACUGGUGCCGGGCCAAAACAGAGCCAUAUGAGGGGGUGAACAUCCAGAACUUCUCCUCCAGUUGGAAAGAUGGCAUAGCCUUCUGCGCCUUGGUGCACAGAUUCUUCCCCGAUGCAUUUGAAUAUUCCAUCCUCAACCCCAACAAACCCAGGGACAAUUUCGAGUUGGCUUUCAGCACUGCAGAGAGGCUGGCCGGCUGCCCCCCGCUGCUGGACGCCGAUGACCUGGUCCGGAUGAAGGAGCCCGACUGGAAAUGUGUGUACACGUACAUCCAGGAGUUCUACCGCUGCCUGGUGGAAAAAGGGCUGGUCAAAACCAAAAAGCGACCAUGAACUCAGAAUCAGCUUUCAGGAGUUGGCAUCCACUUCAUGCUUAACAACCGAUUUUCAAAAAUGCCCCAUUUCAAUGUCAAAAAGACAUUACGCAGCAAUUAUUCGACUAAACAUUAACUGCUAUUGCUUUGAUUUAUGAAUGUAAACGCACUGCACAGUGAUUUAUGGAUAACGUUUGUAUUAGUUUGUGAGUAACGGGGACUUAUGUGUGUCCGUGUGUUUUCACUGGACAGCUGGUGCUUCGGAGCAGCACAUUCCACUGUGAUUACACAUCUGCAUUAAUCCCACAGUCAAUCUGAGCUCGUCCUUUAUGAUGAUGCUCUCCAUGGCCUGAGAAUGUGAGUAUUUAAUGGUCCAUUCAAUAAAUAUCCAUUUGGUUAAACAUGCUGUUGUUCUUCAGCUUCAACUUGUCACUGAAAAAUCAUUAUCUGUUGAAAUGUUUAGGAAGUCUUUGUGGUUCACUUGAAACUCCAGAAGAAGUUUCUUAUGAAUGGCUUAGUGCUGUGCAGAU
Molecule: messenger RNA, 1807 nt
Organism: Menidia menidia (Atlantic silverside)
Lineage: Eukaryota; Metazoa; Chordata; Actinopteri; Atheriniformes; Atherinopsidae
Source: the annotation of a GenBank genome assembly